GCUUCCGGGCCGUGCGGAGGGCGGCGGUGGCCUAGAGGCGGAAACGAGGAACUGGGAGCCGGUGAGGCGCGAUGGAGGAGUCGGAGCGGCGGCGGAGGCACCGGAAGCGCAGCCCGCGGGGAAGCCCCCGGGAGGCCGGCAGGUCGCAGUCGAGGAAGAGGCGCCGGUCCUCGGGCAAGAGGAGCAGGUCGCCGCUGCCCCGGGAAAAGCGGAGCCGGAGCCCGCGACACGCCGGCGUCAGGAUGAAGCAGGAGCCAGAGGAUCAUUCUCAGAGGGGACAUGAGGAGCGGCAGAAUCAAGACCGCUCAGAGCUUGAACGUAGGCGACGAAAAAGAAAUAGAGAGAGACACCGGGACCAUUCAGCCCGAAGGAAGCUCGCCAAAGAGCAGGCUGAGAGCCAUGGAAGGGAACAGGGCGCCCACCAUCUCCUGGAUCAAGAGGCGGAAAGGGAAUUCUAUAACGAGAGGCGGCGCCAACAUCGUCAACAAAUGGAAGGGAGUGGGGAUGAGGAAAAUAGUGAGGGAAGAGGGCCCAGCAACAAGAAUACGGACAAGGAGGCUAGCAAGAAGGAAAAACCAAGCUUUGAACUAUCUGGUGCCCUUUUGGAGGAUUCCAAUACAUUUCGUGGCGUUGUAAUCAAAUAUUCUGAACCCCCAGAAGCACGCAUUCCCAAAAAGCGAUGGCGUUUAUAUCCCUUCAAGAACGAUGAGGUUCUUCCUGUUAUGUAUAUUCACCGGCAGAGUGCUUAUCUGUUGGGAAGGCACCGACGCAUUGCUGACAUUCCUAUUGACCAUCCCUCAUGCUCUAAACAACAUGCUGUUUUUCAGUACCGGUAAGUU
Notechis scutatus (mainland tiger snake) is the source of this 839-nucleotide messenger RNA. The record is from RefSeq and is a predicted model, not a curated record. NCBI's taxonomy places the organism in Eukaryota, Metazoa, Chordata, Lepidosauria, Squamata, Elapidae.